UAGUUAGAUAUUUAAGCUUUUUCUCUCACUUUCCUCCUUUUCUCAUUGGUAAUUACUUACAGUAUCUCUUAAGUGAGCGUCACCAUUUUGAACAUGUGGCCUCUUCACUGGAGACACUUUUAUUAACAAUGUGCCUCUCAUUCACCCAUUGAUGCAGACAGUGAUGGCAGCAAAGCAACCACGUAAGACCCUAAACAGUCAGGAGGAGUUUGAUUGUUGGGGUGUUGAACCACCUCUUACCGUUUCUAUUUGUUGUUGUGCAUUAGUGGCUCGUAUUACCAAAGAAAUUGUCACGUAAUCAAACUGCAAUAUCGACAACACGUCGGGGGACCUGGCUUUGUGCGUCCAUGUGAACCGUUCCGAUAUCCGACAGCACUUGAAAGCAGCAGUACCAUAGUGGGCCAGUCGAUAACAGUUUCGUGACGCGUACACCACCAGCAAACCAACGGCUGCAGUUACCGAGCCGCACUCGGGAGAAGGCGAGGGGAAUAGCGACAAAAAAGAGGCCCCCCCUGAGCAGACACGUCCUUUUUAAACAGAGGCCGCCACAAAGAGGACCCUCACAUAGGACAGCAACUAGAAACUCGCACAGACGGCGCCAUGCUGGAAUACUACCAGACAUUGGGAGUCCAGAAAAAUGCAACGCAAGAGGACAUCAAAAAAGCUUACAGAAAAUUGGCGUUGAAGUGGCAUCCAGACAAAAACCCAGACCACAAGGAGGAAGCGGAGAAAAGGUUCAAAGAGCUGUCGGAGGCAUAUGAAGUGCUCUCAGAUGAAAACAAGAGGAAUACUUACGACAGAUACGGCAAAGAAGGUCUUUCAGCGGGAGGAGGAGGAGGAGGAGGAGGGGGCCAUUAUGAUCACUUCAACGGCGGCGGCUUCACAUUCCGUAAUCCUGACGACGUCUUCAGGGAAUUCUUUGGCGGCAGAGAUCCGUUUGCAGAGUUUUUCGCUGAGGACCCCUUUGACAAUUUCUUCGGAGGCGGUCACAGUCGCCCGAGGGGCGGGAGCCGAGGCCCGAUGGCGGGGUCGGUCUUUGGUUUCGGGAGCUUCCCGAUGUUCGGGCCCGCCCUCUCAGGGUUCAAUUCAGGUUUUAGCCCGUUUGGAGACAUGGGUGGAGGAGGAUUCACAUCCUUCUCUUCUUCAUCUUUUGGUGGUGGUGGAGGAGGGGGAGGAGGAAUGGGUAACUUCAAAUCUGUGUCAACCUCCACCAAGUUCAUCAAUGGCAGGAAAAUUACUACAAAACGGAUUGUGGAGAACGGCCAGGAGCGGGUAGAAGUGGAGGAGGAGGGUCAGUUAAAGUCCCUCACAGUUAAUGACAUGGCAGCCGAAGAUCCCUCGGAGGAAGACUUUUGCCGCCGCAGACAGAAUGCACUACCUGGCCUCGGCCUGCAUCAGCGCUGCCUGAAGAACUCUGCCCAGAACCCCUCGGAGGAAGAGGAGGAACACGGCCUACAGAGCCUGGGACUAACGAGAGGACACAUGGACACGAAGAGGAAGAAACCGUGGCUAAAGGAAGCCGAGUCCAAAAAGAAAAGGGCCCCUAGACACUUCCCUCGAUUUGGUGGACUUGGUGCCUUUUAUUAAACCGCCUCAACCAAACACACACAAACAUAUAUCUGCUGGCAGAAGCGCCAUCAAUCAUACGGGGCACGAGUCCAUCAUUGCUAUGUAUCAGAGGCCCAACAUCCUCAGCAGUGCGUAGCGUAACUUCUGCCUGCAGAGACGACACUUCAAUGUUUUGUUUUAUCUUGAAUACAUUUUUAGUAGUUAAGCUUUUGCUAUUGCUGUAUUUAUGUAUUGUGGAUGGAUCAGAACUUUAAUUAAUCUCCUAUGAUUGGACUUUUCCACUUUUUGCCGCACACUCUUUUCAGAAAGUGUGUUUUGAAAGACUUCAAGUGGAAGGAGAAUCACACUCGCAGCCUUGUUUAUGAUGAGCGUGAACAUGGCUGCAUUGAUACCGCGUAGCAUCGGGAGAGUAAGUGAGGGCCAAGCUGUUUAGUGGAAGGAGGGAGAGGGAUACCUCGGGGAAUGUGAGAGUAAAUCAGAAUGAAAGCAUUGAAGAGUGAGUUUUAUUACACAAAAAAAAUGCUGAUUCGUUUAUCACACAUGAAAGCUGACAAUCAACACUCUGGAAGCAACGUUGUUUGGGUGAAAAAUAAGCUACGUCCUCGAAGUUAUUAUUUUCUUUUUUCGUAGGAUUCUUUGUACGGAGUAGAUUCAGCAACACGUUAACCUUCCGUGGGUGUUUUUGUAAAGAUAUUUCUAAAACAGAAUAUGGUUUCUCUCAUCUGAUUUGCCCUCGACUUUACUGUAAGCUGAAAUGUAGAAAUGUUCAUUUUUUUUCGAUGGACUCCUACCAAUAAAUGCUUCGAGAAAUACAA
Cyclopterus lumpus (lumpfish) is the source of this 2384-nucleotide messenger RNA. It is a transcript of the gene dnajb6b, whose product is annotated as DnaJ heat shock protein family (Hsp40) member B6b. The transcript has 10 exons. Gene Ontology annotation, biological process: protein refolding; positive regulation of proteasomal ubiquitin-dependent protein catabolic process. The record is from RefSeq and is a predicted model, not a curated record. Gene Ontology annotation, molecular function: ATPase activator activity; Hsp70 protein binding. Gene Ontology annotation, cellular component: cytosol; endoplasmic reticulum membrane. Bases 601 to 1587 code for a protein of 328 amino acids. NCBI's taxonomy places the organism in Eukaryota, Metazoa, Chordata, Actinopteri, Perciformes, Cyclopteridae.